This is a messenger RNA of Cylicocyclus nassatus, 525 nucleotides long. The record is from the annotation of a GenBank genome assembly. NCBI's taxonomy places the organism in Eukaryota, Metazoa, Nematoda, Chromadorea, Rhabditida, Strongylidae.
GAAAAAAGGCCACCAAAUUCUGCAAUGUCUCAUAUUUGCAAGGAAAUGUCACAUUGCGCAGCCAUGAGAUUUCUUCUCUGCCAUCUCUUGUGUAUAUCUGUCCUCUACUUGGCAGAAUGCUCGACUAUCGAUGGGCAGAAUCGAGCUAAGAGACAGAUGGCUGAUUUGCCGAAUCCAUUCUCGACAAGAGGUCGUAGACCAUUUCCACGUCGUUACGGUGAUUAUGGAAUCGCAAAAUUCUUUUUCAAAACGGAGAAUUCUACGGUCAAAAUGCAUUCAUUACUUUUCGCCUAUAUUCUUCUCAAUCUAGCUGUACCUGUUACUACUUCUCCCGUUGGUACUUCGGAGAACAAAAAUGUGUUCAACGAGAUAAGAGACGAAUACAAUGUUAAUAAAAAGUGCGCUGAGGAAGACGAUCCUCAUAUUGGCAGGCAUGACAUCGUUGAUACAGUUGAUCGUGGAUUCUCUUCAUAUUUUCCACGCGUUGGCAUUCUAAAGCUAAUGAAGGAAAAAUUGGAAUACUAA